Messenger RNA from Mustela lutreola (European mink), 3468 nucleotides. It is a transcript of the gene LMNTD1, whose product is annotated as lamin tail domain containing 1. Lineage: Eukaryota; Metazoa; Chordata; Mammalia; Carnivora; Mustelidae. The coding region runs from base 181 to 1449 and encodes 422 amino acids. The record is from RefSeq and is a predicted model, not a curated record. The transcript has 11 exons. Gene Ontology annotation, cellular component: cytoplasm; nuclear envelope.
CAGUGAAGGCCACACACCUUCACCUUGAUUUGAAUAAUAUGAUUAACCAGUACUAGUAUUGGCUCUGUCAGUGCUUACAUACUUACUUUAGAAACCUGGUUCUGGCACCAGCUUGGGAAAGAAAUUAUUAGAUCUGGCAGAUGGCUUGAGGAAAGAAAAGAGAAUUUUCUCCUAGCCAAGAUGAAAGGCAUGCAAGCCAGUCAGAAAACUUUGGUGGCCCUGCAGAAUGAACUUCAUGAGCAGGAAGAUAAAAUGAAGAAUCAAACACAUUUCUCACUUAUUGUACUAAUUUUUGUACACAGAAGAAAAGAUACCCAAGACAGUCUCCUAAUGACACAGCGAUCUUUAGCACAUUUUUUUCCGACAGCCAAUUCAGAUCCAGCAUUGUCAUUUCCAUGGUCAUUAUCCUACGAAAUGCCUCUUGAUUACACUCUGUCUAGCCCUCACUUUAGUGGACUAACUGUAUCAACAACUGGGCAGAAGACUCCUAAAACUACAGGAGUGGGACUUUCCAGAUCAGAAAACAGCUUGGGAAUCAACAGCUCCAUAAUGACAAAGAGACAGGCUCUGCCAUACCUUGCUCCUGAGAUACCAGUAACUGGGGAAGGAGAAGAUUACUUCCUAUCUUUGUUUGGUGAUUCAAAGAAACUUCUUUCACACUCAUCCCCUGCAGAGAAAACCUGGAAACACUUUUCUAUGAUUCUUGAAGAAGUAGGCCAAUCUAGAUCCAGUGCUCUUGGAGACAUUAAAAUAGCUGAAGUAAAUGUCAAGGGUUUAUUUGUGAAACUCAUUAACUCUUCCCUUGACAAAGAACUGGAGAUUGGAGGUCAUAUUCUCCAGCAAAAUGUGAAUGGACAAACAGUCUCUUUUUACCGCUUCCUUCCAAAUAUCACAAUGCAAGCCAAUUGCACAGUAACAGUGUGGGCAGCUGUAUCUGAAGCAAAGCAUCAGCCACCAUCAGAUUUUCUUUGGAGAGAAGGAAACAAGUUUAGAACAAGCCCAAACUGUACAACAAUUUUGUGCAAACCUAAUGGUGAAGCUGUUGCCUGGUACACUCCUAUUCACUGGAAGCAAGCGUGGGAGAAAUUAGAGACUGACAUUGAAUUUGACAGACGCUCAGUAGUAAGUCCAACAUCUCGAAGACACAUGUUUAAUUGGCCAGCAGCUAUGACUACAACUAAAGAAAAACAUGAUAAAUGUAAUAAAGAUAAUUCAAAAUGUCAGAUGGAGCAAGUUAAAGUUUUUCUUAAAAGAGAAAUUGAAAACCCACCAAGCCCCUUUCCCAAUAGCAGCCCUUGGUGCCACAGUCCCAGUGCCCCUGCACACCCCUACAGUCCUCUGAUUGAAACUUGCAGUACGUGCGUGGCUGGAAGCAGCUUAGACAGACAGCCAAGGCCUCCGUCAUCCAGGCCUGAUCCAGCCCAGAUGGCUUCUAAAGCAAGUAUCUGAAACCCUUCACUUACAUUUGUCUUAGCAUAGUGUCUUCUACUGUUCUUGGGACCAAGAAAAAUAUGACAUCUGAGUUACAAAAGCAAGUAGACAAUCACCUCAACUCAACUUUUUUAAAGGACAAUAACAUCCAAAUCUAGAGAAUACAAGGAUGCCCAACAUGUCACAGCCAGCCUUCUGCAAAGCACAGGAAGCCAGCUGCAAGCAAGAAAAUGCUUUCUUUUUGAAAAGAUAAUUCCUCCAGACUUUGCAGUAACCAUUUCUUAAAGAAGGAAAUAAGAGUUUGUGGUCAAGUUAAACCAUUUUUUUUCUAGGCUGUUAAGAAGAGAAACACAGGUCAAAAGGAAAACCACCCCAGUCUUCACUUUAUACACAUGAUGUUCCCCCACCAAUAAUUUCUGUUCUAACCUGCCCAGCUGUUAAGUCUACUAUUCCACCAUUUCAGCAGAAGAAUUUUCCAAGAGCAUGUUUCAGGAAUUCUGAACCUGUGGUCUGUCUGAUUCUUUACACUUGCAAGCUGCUCUAUCUCAUUAAAACAUAGAUUAAUUGAGCUUUCUAAUAACUGGAAGUAGUAGUUGAAGUUUCCAUGUUGUAACUAGUUGGGAGUUCUUAAAAUUGCCUACACUUACCUCAAAUUCAUCAAAAAUAGUGUCUUUUAGCUGCAGUAUUAUGUACAAAAUCCCAUGGAUGCAAAAUGCCAAGAAUGUUUCAACUAAAUUAUCUGGUAGAGCACUUGUUUUUCAACCAUUCUUAUUCAUUAUUCUUUAACAAUCUUAUUCUAUACCCAUCACAAGAAUAGAAUUUGAAAAAUAAUGAAAUUUGCUCAUUUGUAAUGUUGACUCUGCAUAGUCAGAAGGCAUGAUUGCUUCAGUCUCUGAGAAAUGCAUCCAAUCUAUAUCAUGUAAACCUACUUAAUUUAACUUACAUUGAUUUAUGUGUAUUUAUAUAGCAUAUGAAGAAAGAUGGGACACAUACAGUCCUGUAAUGUGAAGAGCGAGAAAAGUAAGGAAUUUUCCCAGUAUCUGUUUUAAAAAAAUAGAGAAAAGCAAAAUAACCCCAAAACCUAUCCAAUGGUGACACUGAAUUUUGUUUUAUUACAUCCAAACACCAAAAUCUAAAAAUGCUUCAUUUUUUAAAAGUCAUAUACCAAGGGACUCAAACAUAUACUGGGAUACCAAUGUUCAUAGCAGCAUUAUUACCAAUAGUCAAAAGGUGGAAACAAUGCAAGUGUCCAUCAACAGAUGAAUGAAUUAUUUAAAUGUGGCAUAUAUAAUAUAACAAUAUUAUUCAUUCAUUAAAAGAUGAAAUUCUAAUAUAUGCUACAACAUGGGUAAACCUUAAAAAUGUUAAUGCUAAGUUAAAUAAGCCAGACAAAAAGGACAAAUAUUCUAUGAUUCCAUUCAUCUGAGGUACACAGAAUACACAAAUUUAUAUAAGUGGCAAAUAUAAUAUAAUUUACAAGGGACUGGAGGAAGGAGGGAAUGGGGAGUUAUUAUUUAAUGGGUAUAGAAUCUAUAUUUGGGAUGAUGAAAAAGUUCUAGAAAUAGUGAUGAUGAUUGCACAAUACUGUAAAUGUACUCAAUGCUAUUGAAUUGUCCACUUAAAAAUAGUUAAAAUGAUUUUAAAAUGCCUUUAAUGAAGUAUUUUAUUAUUAUUUCCAAGGCAAAAAGUAAACAUCAUAUGCCUGUGUAAAGUAUCUGAAAAGACAUAAUACAAAAGGGGUUCACAUUAACCCCUGCGUAGUGAUGCAACAUAAAUAUUUUCUUGUUACCAGGCCACACUAAUCACAAUAGUUUCUCAUUCUUUGGACAUUAGGAAUAGACUUGAACAUUUUUGGAAAAUUGUCAAUAAUACCUUAUACUACUUUGAACCAUUAAAUAUGAUCUUUGAAUCAAUCAUAUGUUGGCUAAAUGUGUAGGCUGUGCUGUCUUUUUCAUGGUUACCAUGGAAACUCUGUAGUCAUGGCAUUAUGAGGAGACUACAAGGGCACCAGAGAGUAUACAAUAAAAGUUAACUUAA